CGCAGCCUCCUGCCUGUUCGCAGCUCUCCGCUCUCUUCUCUCCGCCUGUCCUCCUGUAUUGCGCGCGCACACAUACACAUAUAUGCAUGCAUGCGCACACUUUCACUCUUUCUUUCUCUCUCUCUCUGUCUCAGUCACAUCGGUCCCGUGCAGACUUGAGGAAGCCCCGGAGAGGAGAUGAUGCCGGUGGUGCUUCUGUUGGAGCUCCUUUGGUGAUUUUUCCAGGGUUUUUUUUCCCCAUUUAAACAAACAGAAAACUAGACUCAGAGAAAUGUUGAUGCAACAGCACCUCUUCUCUCCGCGCUGUGUUGAUCUGCCUGCCGUCUGCCCAGCAUCAGCCCAUUUUGGGGGGAUUUAAGCGACAGAGAGUGUGCUGCGCCGGCUGUGCGCUCUGCGGCUCUGGUGCACUGGAUCUUCUUCGUCUCCGCUUUAAUUCACACAGAAGGAUGAUCAGUUCUUUGCGCCGACAGGAAUAUUACUACUUCAGCUGUCAAUACUCUUAUCCACUUCUUUGCCCCGGCCAGAUCACAGUCUGAGGCGCCCCGGUCCCCUGAAGGGAAGAAGAAGCAUGUCAGAGGCACCUGUGUUGCACAUGGAAAUGAGCCGUCUGCUGCUGCUACUGCUGGACUCCAGCCUCUAAACUAAAGAGAUUAUCCCCAAAAUAACAGAAGAAAUUGGAUCCUAAGAGUUUCCUUCUGACCAGCUGAGAAUUCCUGUAGCUGCUUAACCAGCUCUAUGAUUUUCUGACUUCCCAAGCCUGCGAUUUUGGCAUCUGACUAAGAGGUGAUUAGAGAAAUCCCCCGGACCCUGUCAGAAACUCAGAAUCAGCACACUUAUACACUGAGAUGACCCAAGAACAGUGCACUCAUAGGAACAAUGUCCAGAGUUCAGAGAAACCACAAGUGUACAAAGUGGGAAUAUACGGCUGGAGGAAACGCUGCCUUUACUUCUUCGUCCUGCUGCUGAUGAUCCUGAUCCUGAUCAACUUGGCACUAACUAUCUGGAUCCUCAAAGUCAUGAACUUCACCAUAGAUGGGAUGGGAAACCUCAGAAUAACAGAGAAGGGCCUGAAACUGGAGGGGGACUCUGAGUUCCUCCAACCCCUCUAUGCCAAAGAAAUCCAGUCCAAACCAGGCCGCCCACUGUUCCUGCAGUCAUCCAGGAACGUGUCCGUCAAUAUCGUCAACAACAACAACAAGCUGCUCACACAGCUCGUCACAGGAUCCAGUGGAUUUAAAGCACGAGGCAAGAUGUUUGAAGUGAAAUCCACCUCUGGGAAGCUCCUGUUCUCCGCCGACGAGCAGGAGGUGGUGGUGGGUGCAGACCGGCUCCGAGUGAUGGGGGCCGAAGGAGCCGUGUUCAGCAAAUCAGUGGAGACGCCGCAUGUCAGAGCUGAGCCGUUCAAAGAGCUGCGGCUGGAGUCUCCUACCCGCUCUCUGCUGAUGGAGGCCCCUAAGGGAAUCCAGAUCCUGGCUGAGGCCGGAGACAUCCAGGCCAUCUGCAGGAGCGAGCUGCGACUGGAGUCCAAAGACGGAGAGAUCUCGCUGGAUGCUCAGAGGAUUCGGCUGUUGCAGCUGCCGGAGGGGAAGGCCUCCACCAGCUCCUCGUCCUCUGGGACCAGGCAGACUGUCUACGAGGUUUGCGUUUGCCCCAACGGGAGGCUCUUCCUGUCCCAGGCUGGCACCGGAUCCACCUGCCAGAUCAGCAACAACGUCUGCCUCUAGGACUCAUACGUUCAAAAAUAAACAAACGCAUCCUGAAAGAGAGACGGGCUGAACAGACAGAUGUACACAUAUCGCCUGCCUUUAGGACUGAUUCACAGCUAACACGUACAGAAAUACAAAGACUGCCAGAGCUGAUGGACAAACAAUCAUAGAUACUGUACUUACACAGACACACUGAUGGAAACACUUUACAAUCACAGACUGAUGUUUAGGCCCAACUGAUAUGUUUUAAGCUCCUGACAUGUUCCAGUUUAAUGCAACCUUUUUCUUCCCCUUAAUUUCCUGAGUUGAAGUCGAUCAUCAUGAGAACCUAAAAGUCUCCGCUAAGCUCUUCACACAUAGAGAUCAUUACAUGAACAAGAAGAAACAAAGAAAAAGUUUUUUAAUACAGCUGAGGUCGCCGUCACAUUGGGAAUAAACUGACUCUAUUUAACAAAAGGCCAGUAUUUGUAAUAUAUCUGUGUGAUCCUAACAGUCAUACGCAGAGAUCUGUAAUCACACCACACAUAUUUUAACACGUGAACAUGGUACACACACACACACACACACACAUAUUGUUUGCUUGUAGAAGCCUCCUGGUAGAAACUAAAAGGAAGAUCUCCAGAGAGUUACUGAAAGAGACGCUGACGUGUUCCCUUUCUCUGUCAAGAGCAUUUCAGUACGAGAAUCACUAGGGUGAUCACCCUCCUUUUUUCCUCUGCCUCCAUCUUCUCUUUCCUUCCCUGUAGCUUGCUUCAGUUGAGGUUUUAAACUGCACACCAGUGGUUCUCAAACUAGAGGGUGGGCGCUAAUUUAGAGAAAUGAUUUUUGAAGGGAUGGACGGACUGGAAAGACCUUUGUUUCACAAAGAUUCCACUUGGAUCCUCGUUUUAUUUUUGAUGUUUGAUAUAAAACAAAUACACGUAUAUGCAUCCAAAAACUGUGGGGUCCUAACAUUUUUCAGCCUCUGAAAGAAAGUUUGAGAACUACUGAUGGCGACUGUUCCUAGAGUUCAAUUGGGACAUAAAGAGUUUUGAAAGUCUUUGCGUUCAUUUUAAGUUCAAUUUUAAGCAAACAGCAAUUACAGCGUGCCUCUGUCACAGUUCCUUUAUGAGUUUGUUUGAUUUUGUGGGGAUAUGUUGAUGCUAAAUUGUGACAGUAAGACCGUGUGCAAGUUGCUAUGCUUAUCAGACUGUGAAGCCAUGUUCAUAUCAUAUUGCCUUUACUCAGCUGGGCUUCUGUUCACUUCUUUCCAAAAAAUAUUUGGCUUCAAAGAAACAAACUGCAUGUUCUGCAAAGUGCUCAGUUUGUAAAUUCACGUCUAAAGACAAUGUUAGUUUUCUUCUAAAGCAAAUCUUUUCAUAUUCUUUGAAUUUGCAGAAUUUUUAUUAAAUAUCUAAAGUUUUUUCCUUCAACGGUUUGAGAAAGGAUUCCUUCACAUCCCGUUUAUUAUCUCAGAAUUCUGAGUUUUUCUCGGGACCCUUAGGUUAUUUUCUCUUCAAUGUUGAUAACUUUACCUUGACAGCGAGUCUAGAAAGUAUGCCACAAUAUGGUCACCUGCAGUCCAGCAACCAUCAACUGUCAGUGUAGUUACAAAACAAGCAUGCAGACUUUAAUCCCAGUGUGUAACAUUAAGCACACAAAGCCAGGUUUCUACAGCACUACAUCUACUAAUCACUAGUCUCCGUCAGUGUCUGCGUAAAAUCAGAGUCAAUCUAAGUGAGCCAAAAAAGAGAAAUUAGGGGUGUUUCAGUUGAAGGGAAUGGAGCUAAGCAGUUAAAAUAAUUGUGCAUCUGGACAUCAUAAAAUAUGUCAAAGAGCGAUGUUUCAAGUGGAAGAACAUGUUAGUGUGGUGGCCUCAUGCUUGUACGAGGUGAUCCUGGACGGUAAAGCCAUAGCACGCUGAUCCCGUGGUUAAGUUUUUCUCACGGAAAUCGUUCCCUUAAAAUUCAAAGCAUAAUAAAACCACAACAGGAACAUUCAUGUUUUCCACAUGGGUGUGGUGGUUGGAGGUGGCUAACGGCUAACUAAUUCCAUUUUAUUUAUAUAGCACCAAACCACAAUAAGAGUCACCUAAAAGCGCUUUGUGUUAUAAGGUAAAGCAAAUUUAAAAUUGUCAGAAGAAAAAUGAUCAAAAUUCCAACUUUUGUUCUCUAAAGUUGGAAUUCUGAUGUUUUUAUUCCUGUUCUCUGCCACAGGUCCCAUUUCACUCCGGACGAUCACUUGAACGUGCCCCAUUAACGUCCAGAGAGUUGGAGUUUUAGAUUGUGUUAGAAGGUCUCUGGUUCAGAUCUCCAGUCUAGACUCACUUUGUCGGCCUAAUCUUUUAAUCUUAACUCUUGUAUUCCUCGUGAUAUGACAUGAACAAGGCAGCAGAGGCUGAAGCAUUGAUCUGUUUGAAUUCUUUAAACAUUUAAAGCAAACUGUGUUAACUUUGAAUUCUGUGGAUAUUUUAUUUAAUCUCAUGUAUUGAUUGUAUGCUGUUGUUGUUGCCUGCAUAAAUUCUGACCCCUGAAAAGAGAGCAUCAGCUUCCCUCCUGUCGUCCUAACACUGAAGAAAAUGACGAAAAACAGCAACAGCUUUGAUAUUUCCAAACCUCGCAUAGAAAAACACAAACAUCCAACGUGAGCUGCUCAAACCUCGUCGGUGGUCACCCUACUUGUUUCUUGCACUGGGACAUUUUUUUAAAAAGGACAAAAAAAGAUUUUAAAAAAUACACAAAAAAACUAAAGCGAGCCACUCUGUUGAAAGAGGGGAACUGUGCCUGUGCCUUACGUCGAUGCACUUGUGGCAAGAAAAAGCACAUCACCCAGACUUUCUUUGGCAUCAGUGAGUAUUAUGAUCUCUGAUUUCAGUUGUGUUUCAUCACAAAUCUUUCCCUGUGUGCGAAUGCAAAGACCUUUGUUCCAUAUCUGACUGUAGCGCCCCCUGCUGUCAACACCUGACUCUGCAAAAGGAAGUGCCGGCUUUGUUUUUUUCAUGUAUCACUAAGUUCGUGUUGCUUUACAUGAUCAAAAUCUGAGGUUAAAAUGCGUAACAUGAUCCUGUGGAGUUUAAUUUGCUGGUGUCUUUUAUUUCCACUAGCUCAAAAAUAUCCAGUCACGUACUGCCAUUUUGUCACAAGUGCUGGCAUCCAAGAGAAAUACACAAGGGGGUGUUUGGUUUAGCAGCUACCCUUGGGAAGAGUAGCUUGGAUCUAUUCUAAUGGUUGUCAAAACUCAUCAUUAAAGCUACAGGAGAGGUCGUCAAAUGUCAUCCAUCCAAAUGCUCACGCGGAUUUUCAGGGGGCGAUCGUGGAGGCGAUGAUGAACCAGAAUCUAAAUUUGUUUUUAAUUUUUAUGGUUGGCAUCAAAAUGAAGACUAUAAACAGUAUGAAAGGUGAAUUGAACCUUCAUGACUGCCCAGUGGUUAGUGAAGUCUGUGAAGCUUUAAUUUGAAUGUUUUCACCAUCACCAUCUUGUUGUUUCCAUUCUAGAAGUAUCGCCCCCUGGUGGCCAUUAAAAGCAAUGCAGGUUUCAGGCAUUUCUGGGGUGACUUUGCUUUUCAGAUCCAGUUGGUGUGCCAAUCUUUCAUAUUGUCUGUGGGUUAGACCAGGCUCACUUUUGCCGCUGGCACCAAAGGACAUCUCGUGUGUAUCACUCGGUCUUUGUGUCUGGACACUGUGAGUUCAAUGUAGUGUUUUGAGAUCAGAAGGAAAUUCCCAAAACCAUCCUACGAUACUGCACAGAUAUUGUCGAAAGCUAUCUAGAAUAUCUUCAAUUUAACAUAAAAAGUGUUUUCCACCAAGUCUUGCAGAAUUGUGCAGUAUCAAUAUUCAUGUCUGGCUGCAGAAUUAAAUCUGUGGCAGCAAGUAUGGAAGGUUGCCUAAUUACCAUAUCUGCAAGGCUGUAGUAAUACAUCAGCAAAAGCAUUCACUGACGAUGCGUUUAGUUCCCCCUCGGUUUCUGUUUCCGUUUGGGUCGGGCAGCCAGCCGGUGGUAUGAAAACAUCGCUCACCUGUGAUGUGUAAAUGUGGCAGAAAUCGAGGCAUUUUACAUCUUAAAGAACAUUUUAAGAUGCAAUAACUGGAAGUGCAAAGUUGUGAAGAUCUUUCAUCGAUGCACCGAAAAGGAACUCGACAUUUCCUAUUAAACGCAGUCACAGUAGUGCGCAGCAUUUAUUUUAUUCAUGUCUCAGUUGUUGUGUGUGUCACAUCCUUUUCCAGAGUCGGGUGUACCAACCUUCCUGCUGUCUCCAGCUUCUCGGUCGCUGUAUAUUAAAGGACCUUCACAAAUAUUUCACCACUAAAAUUGAACCUAACUGAUGUAUUUGUUUUUUGACUACAUGUACACAGGAGGAAUUCUUCUUUUUUAUACGGUUGUAUAUGUAAAUAAUGUAACCUUGUCGGUGCAGCAUUAGAUGAUUCACACUGACAGAAGAGAAACACUGCUCUUUUACAAAAAGGAAAAUCUCUUUUUAUAUUGUACAUCAGUAUGUGUUUUUAUACCAAAAGGGCAAAAAAAAAUAACAGUGUUAGAGGAUGUCCACUGAGUUAGCAUGUACAGAAACGUAUACAAUGUUCGCCUGUGGAGAACAAGCUGGUUUUGUUUUUCUGCCUUCUCCUUCCUACGCCCGUCUCUCCUGCUGAGCUCAGAUGUUCCACUCACACACAGACCUGCCUUUCAUUUGGUUUUGUUGCCGUUGUUGUUGUUGUUGUCGUUCUGUUGGGCCCGAGGUCUUUGCAUUCUCUCAAAGUGUGCCGUGUGUAAAUCUGUGCAACUACGAGUGAGCUUUUAUUUUGUUUUGGUUCUUCUGCUCCACAGAACGUGCUGAACGACGCUCAGAGAAGUAUAAAGAAACAGAAAGCAGAGCCCGGGAUGUCGCACAGGGCUGAGGAGAAGUGUUUUGAUCGGGCAUACCCAAAAAGAAAAAGAAAGGAACAGCAGCUGGUGUUAUUAACUCACAGUAAAAGGACUUAACAAAGUAAAUAAUUACUCAUUAGCCAUCGCUCAUCUCAUCCAGCGGGCUGCUGCUGAUCGAUCUCUGUGAUUGACCGGGCGGUGUUGCUCUGGAAGCAGUUCUUCCAGCCCUGUGUUUACGCCGAGCGCUCUGUACUUCUGUCUCUGGCUACACACUGAGGUUAACAUCCAUCCUGAGUAUUUAUAUUUUUCUUCAUUUUGAAUCUGAAACUGCCGUUCAUGGAGUAGUUUUCAAAGAUGCCAAAAUAAAA
This is a messenger RNA of Pelmatolapia mariae (spotted tilapia), 6913 nucleotides long. RefSeq names its product sarcoglycan, delta (dystrophin-associated glycoprotein) (gene sgcd). Gene Ontology annotation, cellular component: sarcoglycan complex; sarcolemma. The transcript has 9 exons. Gene Ontology annotation, biological process: cardiac muscle tissue development; heart contraction. Lineage: Eukaryota; Metazoa; Chordata; Actinopteri; Cichliformes; Cichlidae. The record is from RefSeq and is a predicted model, not a curated record. The coding region runs from base 846 to 1724 and encodes 292 amino acids.